This is a messenger RNA of Coffea arabica (coffee), 2118 nucleotides long. Its product is annotated as fasciclin-like arabinogalactan protein 15. NCBI's taxonomy places the organism in Eukaryota, Viridiplantae, Streptophyta, Magnoliopsida, Gentianales, Rubiaceae. The record is from RefSeq and is a predicted model, not a curated record.
CACACAGCACACACUUCAAUAUCUGCCUCUCUCUCUUCCGUAGUCCCACAACUGCUACUUUUAAUACCAUUCCACCAAACAACGCACACCCCUACUGCCUACGCUAAAACAAAAAAGUCUACGUUUUAUUUCCCCCAUCCAAGUACAGCUCUUCUUCACAAGAGCGAGCGAGAGAGAGAGAGAGAGAGAGAGAGAGGAAGCACCAAAGAUACACAAAACGCAUUCUAGAGUUUUGUACAGUGAGAAAGUAGUGACAGGAGGGUCUUCGGGACAGGACAGGCGCCAUGGGCUUUCAGAUCUAUGGCGUUUUCCGGCGAUUACUUCUCUUGAUGAUCGUUGUCUGUUCUACAUCCGGUGCUACAUUGCGUGAAAAUUCUUCAUCCUCCUCCAAGAAGCACUCGUCAAGCUCAACCUCAGCAACCUCCCCCCAGAUUAACUCUAACUCCGUUCUGGUGGCCCUUCUGGACUCCCAUUACACCGAGCUCUCUGAGCUCGUGGAGAAGGCCCUUCUGUUGCAGACUCUAGAAGAGGCUGUUUCCAAGCACAACAUCACCAUUUUCGCCCCCAAGAAUGAGGCCUUGGAGAGGGAUUUGGACCCCGAGUUCAAGCGGUUUCUGCUGGAGCCAGGCAAUCUCAAGUCCUUGCAGAAUCUCUUGCUCUUUCACAUGAUACCCUCUCGCAUUGACUCUGCCCAUUGGCCUCACCACCGCAGCUCCAACAAAUCCUCCCACCACACCAGCCUCUGCAAGGAUGCUUUCGACGAGAGCCUCAGGAUUUCUCACCGCAACGGCGACGACCACAUCAGCGUCGCCAGAAUCUUCAAGCCCAACGACAUCGUUCGGCCUGACGGCAUUAUUCACGGGAUAGAGCGCGUGUUGAUACCUAAAUCAGUCCAACAAGAUUUCAACUCCCGGCGCAGCCUCAGGGCCAUUUCGGCUGUUUUGCCCGAAGGAGCACCGGAAGUAGACCCAAGGACUCACCGACUGAAGAAGCCCGCCAGUCCUGCCCCAGCAGGGUCUCCUCCAGCUCUCCCCAUAUAUGAUGCCAUGGCUCCGGGGCCAUCCCUGGCACCAGCCCCAGCUCCCGGGCCAGGCGGACCUCACCAUCAUUUCGACGGCGAGGCCCAGAUCAAAGAUUUUAUUCAGACGCUAUUACAUUACGGCGGGUACAACGAGUUGGCCGAUAUUCUGGUGAACCUCACAUCGUUGGCCUCAGAAAUGGGGAGAUUAGUGUCGGAGGGGUACGUGUUGACGGUUCUGGCGCCGAACGAUGAGGCAAUGGCCAAGUUAACAACAGAUCAACUGAGCGAGCCAGGUGCGCCGGAGCAAAUCGUGUAUUAUCAUUUGAUUCCCGAGUACCAGACGGAGGAAAGCAUGUACAAUGCGGUGAGGAGAUUUGGGAAAGUGAGGUACGAUACUUUGAGACUGCCGCAUAAGGUGGUGGCUGAGGAGGCUGAUGGGUCGGUGAAGUUUGGGCAAGGGGACGGUUCUGCUUAUUUGUUCGAUCCUGAUAUAUACACCGACGGCAGAAUCUCCGUUCAGGGAAUCGAUGGAGUAUUAAUGCCGCCGGAGGAAACUAAGCUUGCGCCCAAGUCUUCCCCUCCUGUGGCCAAGGCUGCUGUGAAGCCAAGGAGAGGGAAAUUGAUGGAAGUGGCUUGUAGAAUGCUGGGGGCUUUUGGGCAGGAUUCUCAAUUCACUAGCUGUCAUUAAAUGUUUUUUUUGCAACCCCAGGAAAUUGUCAAAGGUUUAAAAAAAAAAAAAAAAAAAAUUGAAACGCAAUGAUGAUGCAGCAAGCAAGCAAGGACUAGGAGGAGGCUGGGUCUGGUCUGUAAAUGGCUUCUCUUUUACUUGCUAAAUCCAAGUGCCAACAAUUCUGGAUGGAAAAAAGGAUAAUAGAAAGAAAGAGUUUCCUGAAUUAUGGCAGUUUUUUUUUUUUUUUAUAGGAACUUGAAAAUUGUGCAUGACAAAAUAAAGUGGGGAGGAUGUUCGAUUGAAGUAAAAUUCACCUUGGAAACCCACAGAAAGAGGAGAGAGUUUCUUUGUUUUUCCAUUUUGUUAUGAAUACUGUAAUUACAUAUCGAUUUUUUUAUUGUAUUUAAGUCCCUUGGGUUUUUUUGGC